Messenger RNA from Kluyveromyces marxianus DMKU3-1042, 1464 nucleotides. RefSeq names its product RNA-dependent ATPase RRP3 (gene RRP3). The record is from RefSeq and is a predicted model, not a curated record. The transcript has a single exon. Lineage: Eukaryota; Fungi; Ascomycota; Saccharomycetes; Saccharomycetales; Saccharomycetaceae. The coding region runs from base 1 to 1464 and encodes 487 amino acids. Gene Ontology annotation, molecular function: ATP binding; nucleic acid binding; RNA helicase activity.
AUGGCUAAGGUAGAGAAGAAACAAGUCAGUAAAAAGAAUAGCGAGGUCUUAUCACUUGCUGAAAAGAUCAAGAGAAAGGCAUUAGAAAAGCAAAAGGAAUCUGCUCAGCAUAACUCUGACUCUGAACCAGAAAUUAGAUCGAAUGAUGAUUCUAGGAAAGUUGAACAAGAUGGUGAGGGUGAAUCAGAAGAAACAUUUGAAUCUUUCAGUGAACUUGACUUAGUCCCAGAAUUAAUUGAAGCCUGUAAAAACUUGAAUUACGCAAAACCUACGCCAAUUCAAUCUAGAGCUAUCCCUGCUGCUUUGAAGGGGAAUGAUAUUAUUGGGUUAGCUCAAACAGGUUCCGGUAAAACAGCAGCAUUUGCUAUUCCUAUUUUGAAUCAACUAUGGCAUGACCAACAGCCAUAUUACGCAUGUAUAUUGGCUCCUACCAGAGAAUUAGCUCAACAGAUCAAAGAGACCUUUGACUCGUUGGGUUCUUUAAUGGGUGUGAGAUCAACUUGCAUUGUUGGUGGUAUGAGUAUGAUGGACCAAGCUCGUGAUUUGAUGCGUAAACCACAUAUUAUUAUUGCUACACCAGGUAGAUUGAUGGACCACUUGGAGAACACCAAAGGGUUCAACUUGCGUAAAUUGAAAUUCUUGGUCAUGGAUGAAGCUGAUAGAUUACUUGAUAUGGAAUUUGGGCCUGUCUUGGAUCGUAUCUUGAAAAUUAUUCCAACUCAAGGAAGAACUACCUACUUAUUCUCUGCUACAAUGACCUCUAAAAUUGAUAAGCUUCAAAGAGCUUCACUUACAAAUCCUGUAAAGUGUGCGGUUUCUAACAAGUAUCAGACCGUUGACACUCUAAUUCAAACUUUGAUGGUCGUUCCUGGUGGUUUAAAGAAUACCUUUUUGAUAUACCUAUUAAAUGAGUUUAUCGGUAAGACCACUAUUGUUUUUACAAGAACAAAAGCAAAUGCAGAGAGAAUAUCGAAUCUAUGCAACCUUCUAGAUUUCAGUGCAACUGCUCUACAUGGUGAUCUCAACCAAAAUCAAAGAACUGGUGCUCUAGAUUUAUUCAAAGCGGGGAAAAGAUCUAUCCUAGUUGCUACAGAUGUUGCAGCAAGAGGUUUGGAUAUUCCAUCUGUCGAUAUCGUAAUAAAUUACGAUAUUCCUGUCGACUCAAAAUCAUACAUCCAUCGUGUUGGUAGAACCGCAAGAGCUGGACGUUCUGGUAAAUCCAUUUCAUUAGUUUCUCAAUACGACUUGGAAUUGAUCUUAAGAAUAGAAGAGGUGCUAGGCAAAAAGUUACCUAAGGAGAACGUUGAUAAAGACGCUAUAUUAGCAUUGAGAGACACCGUCGAUAAAGCAAAUGGUGAGGUUGUCAUGGAAUUAAAUAGAAGAAACAAGGAAAAGCAGGCUAGAAGCAAAGGUAGAAGAGGUAGAAUGGCCUUCAAAGACAAUAUGGAUAGAGAAGAACGCUAA